CUCAAAUCUGGAUCGUUUGCAACAGUAUGUCGCGGUACCCAUCGAGCAACUGGGCGCAAAGUUGCCAUCAAAUGCGUUCUACGAAAAGACCUGCCACCGGCCGACGACGCUGCCAUUUACGAUGAAGUGGCAAUUCUUGCAUCUUUGAACCACCCGCAUAUUGUGCCCCUAAUUGACUUUUUUGAUGAAAAGGAUUGUUACUUCAUUGUCAUGGAGCUCAUGAGUGGUGGUGAUCUCUUCGACCGCAUCGGAACCAAAAAAGCAUACUCCGAAGCGGAUGCUCGAGAUCUAAUCGUCAAGAUGCUCAAGGCCGUGUCAUACUGUCAUGCUCGCAAAAUUGCGCAUUGUGAUAUGAAGCCCAAGAACCUUCUACUUAUGUCGGAUGACAACGAUUCCUUCAUCAAACUCGCUGACUUUGGAUUCGCCGCUCGCGUUCAUGAACCAAAAUGUCUUUCGAAGCAAUGCGGGACGCCGUUUUUCGUAUCACCAGAAAUUUUAAUGAGAAAAGGAUACGAUCAGCAGUCGGACAUGUGGAGCGUGGGAUGUAUUGUGUACCUUUUAUUGUCAGGAAAUCUUCCGUUCAUGGGCCGAACCCAAAAAGAACUAUUUCGAAAGAUAGUAUCCGGCAAGUAUGAAUUCGUCAGUGAUGAUUGGAAGGACGUUUCCGAUGACGCCAAGGAUCUCGUCCAAAAGCUUUUGGUAUCGAAUCCGGAUAGUCGAAUUACCGCGAACGAGGCUGUCCGGCACAAAUGGCUAAAGGCUUCCAGGGAUCGUCUCGGACUUAUUAUGCUGCAAGGCACUUCGCAGCGCCUCAAGACUUUCAAUGCUCGUAUGAAGUUACGUUCAGCUAUGAUUGCAGUGGAUUGGAUCAGCAGUUUG
Messenger RNA from Phaeodactylum tricornutum CCAP 1055/1, 879 nucleotides. RefSeq lists its product with no specific name. The annotation marks the transcript as partial. Gene Ontology annotation, biological process: protein phosphorylation. Lineage: Eukaryota; Bacillariophyta; Bacillariophyceae; Surirellales; Neidiaceae. The record is from RefSeq and is a predicted model, not a curated record. Gene Ontology annotation, molecular function: protein kinase activity; ATP binding. The transcript has a single exon.